Neofelis nebulosa (Clouded leopard) is the source of this 1202-nucleotide messenger RNA. Its product is annotated as serine protease 33-like. Gene Ontology annotation, molecular function: serine-type endopeptidase activity. The transcript is spliced from 5 exons. The record is from RefSeq and is a predicted model, not a curated record. The coding region runs from base 74 to 907 and encodes 277 amino acids. Gene Ontology annotation, biological process: proteolysis. NCBI's taxonomy places the organism in Eukaryota, Metazoa, Chordata, Mammalia, Carnivora, Felidae.
GCCGGAGACGUUAAAUGUCCUGGGCUGGCGGGGAGGAGACCAGACCCGGUGGGGACGAGACCCGGGGCCCGCUAUGCAAAUGUUGCUGGUGCUGCUGCUCCUGUCUGGUGCGGGAAUCAGGCCAGCGGAGGCCAACAGCAGGAAGGGCCCGGCCGCGUGGCCUUGGCAGGCAAGCAUCUUCCUGGAUGCCCGCUACCGCUGCGAGGGGGCCCUCAUCUCCCAAGAGUGGGUGCUCGCAGGAGCCAGCUGCUUGGGCAGCGGGCCUCGGUCCCAGUUCAGAGUGACCCUGGGCCCAGACCGCCUGGUGCUGGACAGUUGCAAGAGCAUUUCCCGUGUGGAGGAGCUGCUCCUGUCCCCAGGAGGGAGUGAGGGCUCUGCGUCCGGUGGCCUGGCCCUGGCUCGACUGGCAAGGCCACCACCUCUCAGCAGCACCGUGCAGCCGGUCCCUCUGGCCACCCGGCCCCAACCUUUCCUCCCACGGCUGCUCUGCUGGGCCCAAGGGUUUGAGGCUGAUAUCGAUCCCUACAUCCCACCCCGAGAGCUGCACAGUGUCCCGCUGAGACCACUGCAUAUCCACACCUGCAAAGAUGCCUUUCGCCUCCACCCGGACUGUCCUGACCCGGAGGCCAGCCUGCCUGAGGGCUCCGAGUGCACCAAGCCCCCCACCGGCCCCUCUGAACUGGUGGUGUCUGAUGGGAGCCCCCUGGUCUGCUUCCAAGCUAACAGCUGGCUGCUACAGGGGGUGAUCACCUGGGGUCCCUGCUGGGGGCCUGGCCUCCCAGAAGUCUACAGGCCUGUGCAUCCCUUCAUUUCCUGGAUCAGAGAUAAGGUCUCUAAUGCCACUUUUCCCACCCUGGCCAAGAAGCGUCCUUGGGCCCGGCCUGGGACCAGACAGAGGAGGCAGUGAGGAUCUUUAGCCUGUGAAGUCCUGGGUUUGAACCCUGAUCCAGCUACUUACCUGCCGCUGUGACUGUUCCCAGCAAACUCCCCUCUCUGGAUCUGCUUCCUCUUUGAGUAAUUGAGAUGUAUUCACAAUUAUUCCUUCAUCCAACAAUGUUACCAGUGCUUCCUAUGUGCCAGGCAACCAGAACACAGGAUCAGUGGGGCCCCUGGUCUCAGGCAACAGGCGGGCUUGUCUAGAGGAGGGGAGGCAAGCAAUAGCCCGAGUCAUGACAGUAAUAAAUGUGCAAAUACAAACCACA